Ipomoea triloba (trilobed morning glory) is the source of this 547-nucleotide messenger RNA. Its product is annotated as costars family protein At4g33640. Gene Ontology annotation, biological process: regulation of actin filament-based process. The record is from RefSeq and is a predicted model, not a curated record. The transcript is spliced from 2 exons. The coding region runs from base 90 to 347 and encodes 85 amino acids. Lineage: Eukaryota; Viridiplantae; Streptophyta; Magnoliopsida; Solanales; Convolvulaceae.
CCGAUAGGGAAGAGAGAUAAAAGAGAAGAAGGAGAGAUAAAAGAGAUAAUCUGCAAUUCUGCGUCAGAAACAGACACCAGACGGGGACCAUGAACGUGGACGAAGAAGUUGAAAGGCUGAGAGAAGAGAUCAAGCGCCUGGGAAAACAACAAGAUGAUGGCUCUUACAAGGUAACAUUUGGGGUGCUGUUUAAUGAUGAUCAAUGUGCCAACAUCUUUGAGGCACUGGUUGGGACAUUGAGAGCUGCCAAGAAACGCAGAGUGGUAGCAUAUGAUGGUGAGCUGCUACUGCAGGGUGUUCAUGACAAUGUGGAAAUUACUCUCAAACCCACACCUCCUGCUGCUUAGAGUUCAGCAAAAAAGCUUGCAGCCAUGGAAGGGGUUUGAGUUCUUGCGUUGUGGUUGUGUGUACCACGCUGUUUUAGCCUUGUGAGCACUGGAUUCUCAACCAUGGCUGAGAUGUUUGUGAGAAAGUGAUGUAACUUUUGAGCACUGCAUUUUGUUUGUUUGUGGAAUUUAAGCUUUGUUUCUGCACUGUUUUCCUGUAA